CUAUGUUUGACUUCCACGUGGAAGCAAACGGAUCCAUUGAUGUUUUUUGGCAAAAGCCUUGACGAUCGAUGGACGCAGCACUUUUUCGUCCUCCUGAUUUCGUUGUCUGGCUAGCUAGUAGACCACAGCUCGCUUUAAAAUAGCUAGUCUAGUCUAGAACGAGUCGAUUGUUCUACCUUAUUACGGUAGCAAUAUAAUAAUGAAGCAGCUGGUGGAUUGUUGCCCCGGAGGCGGCAUUUUGUUGGCGUUGAACGACCGUGCCUUUUUGGUGGUCUCGUCCAAAAACAGGUUGGUGGAACUGGUGCUGACCAAGGACAAGGAUAACAAUAGUAAGGACAACUCCACAAAGAACAAGAAGGACAAGGACAAGACCAGUCAGGAUGAGAAUGAGAACGAUGAGAAUCCCAUUCAAGCCGUGGCGGUCCAUCAGGUUCACGAAAACGGCAGUGACCAUUUUUGGUGUGCUGUGUCUCGCUUGGACAAGACGUUGGCGAUUUACCAGUAUACAUGUAGUAGUAGCACCACCACCAACACCACAACAAGCGAGAACGACAAAAUAGAAACAGCGACACCCACAACCGUCCAUUCGUGUCCCAAGAGGGUGGCGUGCAUUGCCUUUGCCAGUGUUCCCAGCAACAGCCAAAGUAAGGAUGGUGGAAUGCUCGUGCUCGUCACGGGUGAUUUGACGGGAGAUUCUUGGGCUUGGCCACUCCACUCCGACACUGACAAGAAAGAGAAACCGCGAUUGUUAUUGGGCCAUACGGCAUCCAUGUUGACGGGGGUUCAUGUAUCAUCAUCAUCAUCAUCUAGCAAAAACAAAAACAACAAGGUGCUCUUGACAUCCGACCGAGAUGAAAAAAUUCGAGUCAGUUCGUUUCCCCAAACAACAAUCAUUCAGGGAUUCCUACUCGGGCAUUCCGCCUAUGUUUCUUCCAUGGAUAUGGUUCCCUCCUCCAAUUCAUCUGCUGCAGGUAGCAACCACCACUGUGUAAGCUGUAGUGGGGAUGGUACGGUGCGUUUGUGGGACUACCAAGCUAUGAAACAAUUGGCCAGCACAUCUCCAUCUCCCCAAGAGGGUAACAAGGAUGGCAGUGACAAUCAUGAAAUGGAGGAACCAACGGAUGGUGCUGCGAAACAAGAUCCUGAUGGUGAGGACAAGGAUGGCACCACAGAAGAUGCCAAAAGGGACAAAGAAAAUGACAACACUGCGACCAAUGACGACGAGGCGGAGCAGGCAAAAGAAGAAAAUGACAAUUCACAAGAACAGGGCAGCACUAGCCACAGAAUUCCUUCCAGGGUGGCUGUCAGUCCGAAUGGAAAGGACAUUGCUGUCAUUUACGAUCAAAGCAAGCAGUUGGAUAUCCUGCAAAUUGUACAGUCCAAGGGCAACAAUAACAACAAUGAUGGAGAAGAAUCAUCAUUCCAGCUCUGUUUGACACAAUCCAUUGAAUGCAAGGACCAGCCUUUGGCCAUUGCUUUUGUCCAAAACAACAAUGAUGAUGAGGUUGACAAGAAGAAUACCCAGCAACUCAUUGUCACAAUGAAAGAUCCAUCCUACCUGCAACUCUAUUGUCAACAACAGCCCUCCACAGAUGCUUCAAACCCUGCUGCAUUAUUUGUACCCACAACAACCACAACAAUGCCAAGUGCUCUGCGCAAACUCCAAGAAUUGGCCCAAACAUCCAGCAUUCCCAUGCCGGACGGUGUUUUGGAAAAGGACAGGCAAGGACAACCCACGUUGGGCAAGCGUGUGGAAACACGGGGAGGUGCUGCACGAUCCAUGCAAGACAUGCCAUGGAACAACCCCAAACGAAUUGAAAUUGCCAAACAGCGUAACAAACGACACAAGAGGCGGCGAAUUGAGAAAACAAAGGCUAGCAAGAAACAGAAUCAAUCUUAAAAAAAGAAACAGCACUUUAUUGAGGGGAAGGUUGGAUCGGAUUGAUUGAUUGAUUGGUUUACAUGAUUGAUAUCGGCAUGGUUGAAUUGGUUGGUUGGGAGGCUUGGAAGAUUCUUGUGCCAUGCCCGGCUGCAAGAGCAAUGAAUUGCAGUUGAACGAGCCAUGCCUGAGUUUGCAUUCCGUUUCAUGGUACACCAGUAGCAUGUAUGGCAAGACUUUUCUUUGCUGCUCUCACUUCAAUCCUACCGAGGGGAAGAAGCAGCUGUUUCACGCUACAAUUCGUUUCGAUACGUUCAACGUACCGUUUUAGGGCUGAGCCUAGCUAGCAGCUAGCUAGCUACAUGUAGUAUGUGGAUUCAUUGGCUGUACCCUAGAAAAUCGUAAUAGCAGUGGUCAGCGAGAAACAAUAUUCCAGUUGCAUUGAUUUUUUUUAUUAAAAACUUUCCA
Seminavis robusta is the source of this 2347-nucleotide messenger RNA. Lineage: Eukaryota; Bacillariophyta; Bacillariophyceae; Naviculales; Naviculaceae. The record is from the annotation of a GenBank genome assembly.